AUGGUGGAACCCGAGGCUUCAGUCGCCUGCCCCCGGAGCUUGGCGCUGCUGGCGACACCGGAGGAGGUAGCGUCGGCCAUCGAGGCAUUGACCUACAAGGAGCUUGCUAGGAGAGGUCUGCCAGAUGCAGAUGCCGCAGAUGGGAGCGAUCUUUUAGAGUCCGAUGAGCAUCUCUACCUCGAUCCGGCGAUGCACUUUCCACGACGCACAAUUCCAGCCAGCCAGUUGCUGGAGGAUUCCGAUGAGGAGACCACGUUCUGUGGACCCAGUCCUGGACCUUCUGAUGAUCCCGCGGAAAACUACCUGGUGGAUGCCAGUUGCCUGGACAUUCAAUGA
Messenger RNA from Symbiodinium natans, 336 nucleotides. The record is from the annotation of a GenBank genome assembly. Lineage: Eukaryota; Dinophyceae; Suessiales; Symbiodiniaceae.